CAGAUUUUCGUCUAAAAAUUCUACAUUUCUACCAUGUUGCUCAAAAGUACCACGUUUCUUUUAGUUGGCAUCGCACUAACAACAGCGUCACCAAUUAAUUUUGGAAAUUUCUUGCUUUCUAUGCAAACACAAGUGCAAAAUAUCGGAAAGGUAAAAGGUUCGCCGAUAACCAUGAAUCAACCAAGUGAACAAACAAUUCAAAGUGCCGCAUAUUCUGCAUCUAAUCCUGAAGCAGAGGCUAAUGUUGUCACUGAAGCCGAAGAAGUCAAAACUCCAACGACCGAAGCAUCAAAAGUAAGCGAUGCCGUGACAACUUCGCAAGCCCCUACGACUGAGACGUCAACAACGACUACUGAGGUCUCAAAAGUGACUGAAGCAUCCACGACUACCCAAGCUCCUACAACCGAGAAACCGAAAACGACGGCUGCACCUACAACUACUCAAGCGACUACAAUUGCAGUACCAUCAACCACUACAGCUCCAAAAAGCACCAACGAGCCUACAACUGUGGUACCUCAAGUUACAACCACCAAAAAACCUGUUAUAACGCUGCCCAUUGAAUCUAUCGAUUUGAUUCAUAGUCUAUUAAAAGGAAUUAAAACUCGUCUCGGCAAAGCAUACGUCAAAACAUAUGAUGAACAGAAAGAUUCUAUUCGGGAAACUAUUGGCAGUAUCAAGCAGACUGGUAAAAUGGGCGUUGAGUCAGGCAUGAAUUUACUGAAAAAUGGACUCGAAUUUUUCUUCAUUGCACCAACUUUUGGCAAACAUCUCGUCAAUGAAGGAUAG
Molecule: messenger RNA, 786 nt
Organism: Trichogramma pretiosum
Lineage: Eukaryota; Metazoa; Arthropoda; Insecta; Hymenoptera; Trichogrammatidae
Product: mucin-5AC-like
Exons: 3
Coding region: 34-786 (250 amino acids)
Source: RefSeq, a predicted model, not a curated record